This is a messenger RNA of Histoplasma mississippiense, 2469 nucleotides long. RefSeq lists its product with no specific name. Gene Ontology annotation, biological process: regulation of synaptonemal complex assembly; meiotic cell cycle. The record is from RefSeq and is a predicted model, not a curated record. Bases 1 to 2469 code for a protein of 822 amino acids. The transcript is spliced from 15 exons. NCBI's taxonomy places the organism in Eukaryota, Fungi, Ascomycota, Eurotiomycetes, Onygenales, Ajellomycetaceae.
AUGAUGCCGCAAGCAAGCCGGAACACCACAGCGAAGACAAAGUUGAUUUUAGACUUUGGCACAUUUCUCCACAAGAUAUUCCUCAAAUCCGUAGAAGAUGAUGACGACACCAUCUUCUGCGAUAAACUCCCUAGCAUCAACAGACACAUAAACUACAUCUUGGAGGCACCGAGCGAUCCUCUCCUAGAUGAUCAAGAAUUGCUGGAUUCGAUAGGGACGAAUUUGUGGAAUGUGUAUUACUUGAGACUUCUAAAAGUGGCCUUGGCAACAGCACGAGGAUGUCUAGAUGUUGACCAACUAAGUCUGUGUUUGAAAAUACUUGGGAAAGCUGCAGCUCGUGAAGAAGUCCUGUCAAAGCGAAAUCAAGGCAGCAGUACUCCUGAUGGCAGUAUUUGCAAAAGCUCUACCGAAUACUAUAUUUUGCGUAUGGUACUGUCAUGGCGUCAAGAUCAGAUGGAAAUUACAGAGCAUAUGUUCUCUAAGAUUGACGUGGAAUACUUAAAACAUGAUCCUACCAUGGCCGAGCGGUGUGCAGGAGUCACUUACGAUAUCGGAAAAUCUAUGAUAAUUCGAGGCGAGCACUCGUCAGCUGCGUGCUGGUUACAACGGUCCUAUGAAGCAUUACCCCAACCAGAGAUUGGGCGGAUUGGUGAGAACAGAAGAGAACUCCAGUUCGCUGUGCUUCUUGCGAGAGUCCGUGCAAACAUGUUUUUACAACACGAGCAUGGAGAAACUAUUGUUUCAAGUUUACUUGACAUACUUGAGCAAGAAUACGGAAAUCGACUUCCGGUUAUCCUUUUGAACCUAGACGUUAUCAGCAAAUCACCCUCCCCUGACAGCCAACGUUAUUACGCAAAUAUCCUCAAACAGCUUCUGAUACAGAGAUUGGUUCUGCAUAAUGACAUUUUCAUCCUGGAGAAGUGUUUUGUAACAUUUGUUUGGAUGCAAACUGCGUUAUCUGAGCUUACCGCUGGCCUAAAUUCGCUUUUAGGUUUGAUAGAAAAGCUCGAGGAAUCGUUGCGGAAACCCUUUAGCGAGGAAGCCGCCCAAGCAUCUUUAAUUCUCUUGUGGAAGAAGACCAAUAUUGCUUAUGAACGCAAAGAAUAUGAUGUUGCAGAGAAGUGGUGCUUGCUUGCUCGGCAUAUGAUGCUCCCAGACGCACCAGCUCAGGGACUGGGACUCAGCCUAGAUAGGAAAAUGAUUCUCUGCGCGUUGGGGAAAGUGGAUGCAUCAAAAGCACGUCAGUUGUUCGACGACAUGCCAGAGGCCUCAAGGUCUGAGAGUUUGACACAGUAUCUGCUGUACAAAGUUGCAUUGUUGGACAAGGAUACUCAAUUGGCAAUGGAGUGUCUUGAGACUCUUUCCAAACAGGGCACAGGAUCCGAAAAAUAUAUUCUGGCAUGCCUUGCGGAGACACGACAUAUUGAGGAUAAAUAUCAAGAAGUUAUCGCUCUACGGAUUCUGCUGGAUAUCCUUGAUAAGAAGUCGUUGGAUGGAAUUCAUUUGCCAGCACUUCUUCGACAUACUAUCCGCCUUCUCGUCUCAGAAGUGAGCAGUUCAGAUCAGUCGAUACAACUAGAGGUCAUAGAGAAUACUUGCAACGUAUUCGAGAUCGCAACUGCAAAAGCGAUCGAAUACUGUGAUCAGGAGAACGGGAGUCCCUUUUCAAUCUCUGAGAUGGAGUGGUUUUCUCGAAAUAGCUAUAACCUCGCCGUAAAGUAUUGUACAAUAUGGGAUAUUCGCCCCGUACUAUCUCUUGUGAACACAUCUAUUAAGGCAGAUUACUACCUUGACUCCAGAAAUUAUAUACAAUUCUUUCGAGAUGUCUUCAAUUGUGAAACCAAAAACUUGGAAGUGGCAGAUCGGAAUGACUUACUUCAAAAACACCGGACAUUGUUAGCGUUUGACUUCGAAGCUGCUGUGCGGUUGCGGCAGUGGGAAAGCCUUAGUGAAAUCAUCGAAGAAUCCGAAUCAUUCGCGGACGACGUAUUAUAUGGCACGUUUUCGGAUGCAAUGCUCUGUUCAGAAGCACCCCUUGAGAAUGCUGCACGGGUCCUGCAGCAAAUAACUACUAAUAUUGCCCGUCACGGCGAAGUCCGCGACACCACCAAACUUUCCCGCUGGAUCCGGUGUCAGUUUCAACUAUCCUUAGACUCCAACGUCGAGAUGGCAGAAAGCGUACUUGAGCAGGCCUAUGUGUUAGCCAGGGAGAGCCAUUCCCGGUCUGAGAAGGGUGAACACAGGGACCUGCAUAGGCCGGCAAUAUCCUCGUCAUGUUACCCAGAAGAAGAACUUGAGUGGCUUUCCACAACGGUUUUUAACCGUGCGGUAGAUUUCUAUACAAAACCAGAUGAUACUUCAUGUCGACGGUGGGCUCAGAAGUCGCUCGAUUUGGCGGGGCUGAUGCACGAUGGAGGUCUUCUAUAUAAGGUGCUUAAGGACAGGUUUGAGGGUUUGAGGUGGCAAUGA